GAGUGUUUGUUGUUUUGAAAUCGUUUAGCUUGGUUGGUGUCGCACGCAGUGUUUCCCGCAAAAGAAGUUUUUAUUUUAAUUUUCCCCGUAAAACCAGUUGAAAACUAAACCUUUUUCCACCAUGGAGAAGCCGCAGAAGAUGCCGAAGGUGGCAAAGGUCAAAAACAAAGCCCCGGCCGAGAUCCAGAUUACGGCCGAGCAGCUGCUGCGGGAGGCCAAGGAGCGCGAUUUGGAGAUUUUGCCACCGCCGCCCAAGCAGAAGAUCUCCGAUGCCGCCGAGUUGGCCGACUACCAGCAGCGUAAGCGCAAAACGUUCGAGGACAACCUGCGCAAGAACCGGAUGGUCGUGAGCAACUGGAUCAAGUACGCGCAAUGGGAGGAAUCGCAGAAGGAGAUCCAGCGAGCGCGGUCGAUCUGGGAGCGCGCGAUCGACAAUGACCAUCGGAAUAUUACGAUAUGGUUGAAGUACGCGGAGAUGGAGAUGAAGCACCGGCAGGUGAAUCACGCGAGGAAUCUGUGGGAUCGGGCGGUUACGGUGAUGCCCCGGGUGAACCAGUACUGGUACAAGUACACGUACAUGGAGGAGAUGCUGGAGAACGUGGCGGGGGCGCGGCAGGUGUUUGAGCGGUGGAUGGAGUGGCAACCGGAGGAGCAGGCCUGGCAGACUUAUAUCAACUUUGAGCUGCGGUACAAGGAGAUUGACCGGGCGAGGCAGAUUUACGAGCGGUUCGUGAUGGUGCAUCCGGAGAUUAAAAAUUGGAUCAAGUUUGCGCGGUUUGAGGAGUCUCAUGGGUUUAUAAAUGGGUCCCGGUCAGUUUAUGAAAGGGCGAUUGAGUUUUUCGGGGAUGAUAACUCGGACGAGCGGCUGUUUAUUGCGUUUGCCAAGUUUGAAGAGGGUCAGAAGGAGCAUGACCGCGUGCGGGUUAUCUAUAAGUAUGCGCUGGAUCAUUUGCCGAAGGAUCGGACCGGUGAGCUGUACAAGGCUUAUACGAUUCACGAGAAAAAGUAUGGCGAUCGGUCCGGGAUUGAGGACGUGAUUGUUUCCAAGCGGAAGUUCCAGUACGAGCAGGAAGUGGCGGAGAAUCCCACGAAUUACGAUGCCUGGUUCGACUACUUGCGGCUGGUUGAGAACGAGUCCAAUCAGGAGCUUAUUCGAGAGACUUACGAGCGGGCGAUUGCGAAUGUUCCGCCGGCGAAGGAUAAGAAUCUCUGGCGGAGGUACAUUUACUUGUGGAUCAACUAUGCUUUGUAUGAGGAGCUGGAGACGGAGGAUUUGGAGAGGACGAGACAGAUUUACAAGACCUGUUUGGAGUUGAUUCCGCACAAAGUUUUUACGUUUAGCAAAAUUUGGUUACUCUACGCUCAGUUUGAAAUUCGCUGCAAAAAUUUGCAGGUUGCUCGCAAGGCUCUUGGAAUGGCCAUUGGUAUGUCCCCACGGGAUAAACUGUUCCGUGGAUACAUCGACUUGGAGAUCCAGCUGCGUGAAUUUGAUCGGUGCCGCAUUUUGUACGAAAAAUUCCUCGAGUUUGGUCCGGAGAACUGCAUAACUUGGAUGAAAUUUGCCGAACUGGAAACGCUGCUAGGAGACACGGAUCGUGCCCGGGCGAUCUACGAACUGGCCAUCCAGCAACCUCGGCUGGACAUGCCCGAAUUGCUGUGGAAAAGCUACAUCGAUUUCGAAGUCCAGCAGGGAGAAUUCGAGCUGGCCCGACAGUUGUACGAAAGGCUGCUGGAACGAACGACCCACGUCAAGGUUUGGAUUUCCUUUGCCAAGUUUGAAAUGGCCGCGGAGAACGAAGACAGCAUGAACAACGCCCAGCUGGCACGCCGAGUCUACGAACGAGCAAACGACUCCAUGAAGAACGCCGCUGAAAAGGAAUCACGCGUCCUAAUCUUGGAAUCUUGGCGCGACUUUGAAAAGGACAACGGAGACGAGGAAAACCUCAAGAAGGUGCUCGCCAAGAUGCCCCGCAAGGUCAAGAAGCGCCAGAAGAUCAUCUCCGAGAGUGGCGUCGAGGAGGGCUGGGAAGAAGUGUUUGACUUUAUCUUCCCCGAGGACGAGAUGGCUCGGCCGAACCUGAAACUGCUCGCCGCCGCCAAGAACUGGAAGAAAAAGAUGGAAACGGUUCCGGCGGCGACCGUCGAAGCGCCCGCACAACCGGAACCUGCUGCUGCUGCUGCUACAGAGGAGGAGGAGCAGGAUGCAGAAAACGAACCGACGGAGAGCUGAACACGAUUUGAUUUU
Culex pipiens pallens (northern house mosquito) is the source of this 2245-nucleotide messenger RNA. It is a transcript of the gene crn, whose product is annotated as protein crooked neck. Gene Ontology annotation, biological process: spliceosomal complex assembly; mRNA splicing, via spliceosome. Gene Ontology annotation, molecular function: protein binding. Lineage: Eukaryota; Metazoa; Arthropoda; Insecta; Diptera; Culicidae. Gene Ontology annotation, cellular component: U2-type catalytic step 2 spliceosome; Prp19 complex; post-mRNA release spliceosomal complex. The record is from RefSeq and is a predicted model, not a curated record.